Molecule: messenger RNA, 645 nt
Organism: Paecilomyces variotii
Lineage: Eukaryota; Fungi; Ascomycota; Eurotiomycetes; Eurotiales; Thermoascaceae
Exons: 2
Coding region: 319-471 (50 amino acids)
Source: RefSeq, a predicted model, not a curated record
CAGAACCCCAAUACCCCCAUGAAUCCAUGUCAUCACGCUGGGAAAGUCGAUAUGCUCUCCACACUCCCGUCCCGCUGCGGAACAUUUCUGGCCCCCAUGACCUUCCUAUUGUGUGUCAAUGCAUGACUCUAUCUAAUUAUUAACUUGUAUUCAGCUGUAUACUUAAAUCUCUCUCACCGUAGUCGUUGGCCUCCCAUCCUCGAUAGCAAAGACCUAGCAAUCCUUCUCCUCCUCCAAAGCAGACACCAGAAAGCGUGCUCAAUAUCAGAUCUAUCCAUUCGAACACUACCAGCUCUCUCUGUGCAUCCAUAUUCCACAAUGCAGUCCGUCAAGGUUAUCACUUUCUUCCUCCUUGGCCUCGUUGGCUUUUCCAUGGCCAGCCCAAUUGCUGCCCCCAACGACGAACACUCCGUUCCUCGCGUCAACUCAGCUGACGAGGUCGAUCUCAAGAACAUUGGCGACACUUACUGAACGAGUCAUCGGGGAAGCAAGACUAUAAGGGAUGGGUGCGAAUCUGCUAGACGAAUAAGUGAUAUGCAUGGAGAUUUGGUCUUUUUGACCCAAGGGCGUUUUAAGAGGAUACCAUAAUUGAUCUUAUAUCUAAAUAAAAUACAAAUACAAAUACAACUAGACUUUAUUUCAGUG